This is a messenger RNA of Dermacentor andersoni, 6368 nucleotides long. RefSeq names its product leucine-rich repeat-containing protein 40-like. Gene Ontology annotation, molecular function: protein binding. Lineage: Eukaryota; Metazoa; Arthropoda; Arachnida; Ixodida; Ixodidae. The record is from RefSeq and is a predicted model, not a curated record. Gene Ontology annotation, cellular component: cytoplasm.
CUGUAUUUUUGUUCUAGUUCUUGUUUCUACUUCCGUGGCGCCGUUGUGUGCGUUUUGAUUUCGCAUGCAAGUUGUGUCCGUCGAGUUGUAGCGGUUGUGCGUGCGCGGUGCGACAAACGCCGAUGGCUUAGCGAGCGGAGAUAUUCAACUGUUUAACGCCUAUCUCAAACGACGAGCCGCUUCGCCCGAGCAUCAUGUCCCGCAUCCCAAAGCCGCAGCAGCUGAAAGCCCAGCAACGCAGAUCCAACCCGCAAGCAUGCUUCGAUCUCCAAAAGAAAGAGCCCGCGCUCAGCUCGGAUUUGAUAAAGCUGGCGCGCAAGAGCGGCCAGCUUAACUUGACUGGUAGAGGCAUGAUUGACGUUCCAGACCAGGUUUGGAACAUCAACAACUUGACGGAAGAAGAGAGGCGAGGACUUUCGCUUUGCCUUGAUCAGUGUGAUGGUGACCGGUGGUGGCACCAGGCUGAUUUGACGAAGCUGUAUUUAUCGGCUAAUAAUUUGUCUAGCCUCUCGGCUGACAUUGGGAAGCUUCAAGCCCUCACCAUUCUUGAGCUGAAUGACAAUGCUCUUGCUUCACUGCCAGACACCAUUGGGAGCCUCCGGCAGCUCACAAAGCUGAACAUUAGUCGCAACAAGCUUCAGCAGCUGCCAGAUUCAUUCUAUCAGCUGAAGGAGCUAAGGCAGCUGAUUGCCCAUCAUAAUGAUAUCGUAGAGCUUAGCGACGAUGUGGGUAACCUCUCUCUUCUGGAGCUGAUGGACCUGAGCCAUAACAAGUUGACUUCAUUACCGGCCAUGAUAGGGUUUCUGUCUCGGGCAACCAACGUAAAUCUGUCAUACAACUGUCUUGCUGAGCUUCCUCCUGAAGUUGGCAGCAUGAAUGCUUUGCAAAUCCUGGAUGUGUCAUCCAACCGACUAAGGAGCUUACCAGAGCCCAUCGGUUCACUCUGCCAUUUGGAGCAGCUGUUUGCACAACAGAAUGAUCUCACAGUACUGCCACCUUUUUCAGGUUGUGCGCGGCUCAAGGAGCUUCACGUUGGUAACAAUGCCAUCGAGGAACUUCCCAUUGAGGUGAUAGAGACGUUGCUGGGUCUCAAGACGCUGGACCUGAAGUCCAACAAGCUCUCGACCCUGUCGCCAGACAUCACCAUGAUCCAGGGCCUGGAGCGGCUCGACCUGUCGAACAACAACCUUGCCUCACUACCCUACGAACUGGGAACGCUUGUUCACCUCAAGGGUCUCGGUGUGGAGGGGAAUCCCCUCAGGGCCAUCCGCAGGGACAUCGUCAAGAGGGGUACAGUGCACCUGCUGAAGUGGCUGCAAGAUCGGCUGGGCGAAUCACCAGAGGGUGCAGCCCACAAGCGGCUCUCCGGAGGAGCGGGCCUCAACGAUGGGUCUGAUCUGAUCGAGUCCAUUGAGAAGUUUGCCCUCAAGACGACCCAUGCACUGGAACUAAGCAAGCGAUCUCUGCAUGAUGUCCCCGAGGAGAUUUUCAAGAUGGCGGCUGAGUGCGAUGCCAACACGAUCGACCUCAGCAAGAACGCCCUUGAAUCUGUUCCAAAAGGACUUGAAGCUGCCUGUCCUGUCAUGACAGAGCUGAACCUGAGCUUUAACAAGAUAACAGCGCUGCCGGGCUUCUUGUGCCUCGCUACGCGACUUACAUUCCUGGAUUUGAGGAACAACCAGCUAAGUGACCUUCCUGGGGAGAUGUCGGUCCUCUCCAAUCUAAGGGAGGUCAACCUGUCAUUCAACAGGUUCUCACGCCUUCCUGAAGUUUUGACCAGCUGGGAGUCAUUGGAGAUAUUGUUUGCAUCGGACAACAAGAUUGAGGAGCUGGAUAUGACGCAGCUGCAGAAGUUGAAGCAGAUUGCUGUGCUUGAUCUCAGAAACAACAGCAUCCUGCAGGUUCCACCCGAACUGGGCAACAUGCGACAGCUUCGAAAUCUACAACUGGAAGGGAACCCAUUCCGCAAUCCACGGCCUGCCAUUCUUUCCAAGGGCACCCCAGCACUGCUGGAAUUCCUUAGAGACCGUAUCCCUCGAUGAACAGCUCACCCUUUUUCCCCAGAGAUGUGCUUUAUUUCACAUAUUUAUGAUCUUCUUGCACCUCAUCGCUUUGAAAGUUUUGCCUCUUCCAUGUGCCAUGCUGCCAGAAAUUUUUUGUUCUCGCUCACAGCAAACUUUCUUUGCUACAGUUGGCUCUCUCUGUAAUGAGGACAUUGUAAUGAGGACAAAUUUUGUUCCUUAUAUCCAAUAUUUGUUUACAGUCAACAAUGAAUCUUCCGGACACCCAAUUUUUCAGACAUGUUGGGUAAUUCGGACGCCUUUGUGGCACCGCCAUGUACCCCAUAGAGUCAAUGUAUAAGAACGUCUGAAAUUUUGGAUGCAAAACACCUUCACCUUCCAAUUUUCUGGAUUUAUUGCCAUGACCGCAGGUUCAAAAUGGCGUAAUCGAAGCCAUCACCACCGCCAUUUUCUUUAUAUCACUGCCUCGAACCGGCGCUCUCGCACGCAGAUUCACUGGCAGCCGUAACCAUCACCAUGCCGCUGUUAGCAAUGGCAUCGACUCUGCCCUUGUAGUCCUCACCAGUAGCUUGGAAGCUCGGAAUGCACGGUGUGUUAAAAAAAUUCAGUUUUUGAAAGUCAGCUUUGCCUCAUUGCAGCAUUGUUACGCGGUGGAGCAUAUGCGAAGUAUUGCGGUGAAGCAUACCAAGAGUGAGAUGGGGCAAUUGUCUUGGGACCCGGUAUGUUUCCCUUAAUUACACACGCGUGCACCUGCCAACUCCUCUCACAGUGCGAGCACUGAUUUGCCUAAUAAGUAUACUGGCAGGCCUUCAGAGUUAUUUGGGACGUGCUUGCGGCGAUGUGAGCCCUUGGGGGCAGUAAAAUGAGUGCAUUCAUUUUUUCGGACUUCCUGAGGAAAUCGGAUGUUGACUGUAUAAAACAAUGCGGAGGUUCAAAGUCCUUCCAAUGAUAUAAACUGCAUCCUUCCCUUUCACCUGGACUACGCAUUAACCCUUUAAGCAUGGUAAAUAAACGAAAAAAAACUUGACAAGAACACAGAAUUUCUUUUGCAUGCAAAUGAGUCUGAUCAAAAUAUAAAGCUAGGCCAUGUGAAAAAUUGGUUGGGUAAAUGAAUAUUGCCAAAAAAAAAAUAUUUUUUUACGCUGUAACAAAAGUAGGCUUUAUUGCACUCAAUUAGUGUAUGCUCCCAAAAUGCUCCCACUGUGAUAGGAGAUGGUGGGUGUACGCAUGUAUAAUUAAGGGAAACAUACUGUGUCCCAAGACAAUUGCCCCGUCCCACUCUUGGUAUACAAAUGAUUCUGAUAAUCAUGUCGAGCAAGACCAUGCAAAAGAUUUGUCAGAAUGGUGAAGUUUACUGAGAAAAAGAAUGUUGUUUUUACACUGUAAUGAAGGUGGGCUUCAUUGCACGCAAGUGAAGUCUAUGGUCCCAACUUCAUUCUUGAAUAGCUCUUUGUGCCAUCUUAUGUUAUUUACAACAAGCACAAAAUAAAGCAUGCUAUCUGGAAGAAGCAUGGAGCAACACAGCUCAAAUUGUCUUCAGGCCAGCACCAAAAAAAAAAAAAAAAAUGCACUCGACGAGCUGGUCUCAUCGUUCCUCUUUUUGGCAAGCUUUAGCUUAACGAGCAGAGCUCAUCAUCAGUCCUUGAAGGGUUAAGAAACAUGGAGAGUAAUGUGAGGCCAUUCGAGAUUGCAAAGACUCUUUAUCCAGUUUGCGACCCAUUUAUUGGAAAACAUACAUUAUUUCAUGUGGCGGCUUUUAACUGUGUUCAGCAGUAUAAAUUUCUCAACAAUGUUCAUGCAGGACAGUGCAUUGAAAAUUAAAUUAGCAGACAUUUUGCCUUUAUUCAGCUCGCUUGCAUAGCGUCUUGUGCCACAGGCAAACAAAGCCUUACUUCACUGUAAAAAAUAUACGAACACCAUGAAUGCAAUUUUUGUUAUUCAGCCCAACUUUCUCAAUAAAAAUAAAAAGAAAAGGUGCGCAUUAUAAUCUGUUAACAUACCGUAAUCGUACAUUGUAUCACGAGAAGGCAACAAAGACACCAAGGACAACGUAGGAUAAAUUACUUGUACUUACUAAUUGAAUUAAAGAAGUGAUAAACUAGUGGCAAUGAAAGUGGAUGAAAAAACAACUUGCCACUGGUGGGAAAUGAUCCCUCGUCUUCGUUUUACGUGUGUGAUGCUCGCACGUAAUGCUCUCACAUAAUGCGCAUCACAUGCGUAAUUAAAUUUUUUUUUUACAUUUUGUCAAUGCUUUUACAGUCCCCCAAUAAGUUCCACUGAGGCAUUCCAUUAAAGGCAUUGCUACUCUGGGUCACCAUAGGGGUCAGGCACGCCCGCCGUGGUUGCUUAGUGGCUAUGGUGUUGGGCUGCUAAGCACGAGGUCACGGGAUUGAAUCCCAGCCACGGCGGCCGCAUUUCGAUGGGGGCGAAAUGCGAAAACACCUGUGGUACUUAGAUUUAGGUGCACGUUAAAGAACCCCAGGUGGUCUUAAUUUCCGCAGUCACCCAUUACGGCGUGCCUCAUAAUCAGAAAGUGGUUUUUGCACGUAAAACCCCAUAAUUUAAUUUUAAUAGGGGCCAGGCACGCGCACGCUGGCUUGCCAAGUUUCAAUUAUUCAGGGAAGGCAGAUUGUAGGAUCUAAAUAACAAACGUUUGGGUUGUAGAAAUACAUGGGUGCUGGCCCGCACCUGCUUUCGGGAUCAAGUUAACCAAGAGAUUGAAUUAACCAGAGUCGAAUAAACAGAAGUCUAUUGUAUAUACUACUCAUUUAUAACCAUUUUAACCAAAGCAAAACAUUGUUGUCCUUGGCUUAAAAAUUCUGGUGGCCUUGUCAGGCUGUGUUUAAUUGAAAGAUGCAACAGGAAGAUUGCACACAUAAGCAUAGACUUUCAGUUGUAAGAUAUGUACACUUGCUGCAAGAAAACUUUAUUGUAAUGCGGAAACAUAGUAUGCCUUACUACAACACUCUGCCACAAAGUUAAGGUGAAGCCGAUGUCAUUGAAGACAUGCAUUCCUCACUUGGAUUAUUCUUGGUCCACAUAGUCAAGACACUUGCAUACCUGGUUUACUUUGAAGCAUUCAAAAUAGACUCGCAGAUAAGCUCACAAGCUGUAGCUUUUAUGUUCGCCUCCUUAUUUAGACACCAAAUAAGUUGCGAAUAUGCUUUUCGCAACUUUCAUGUUUCUCAACCUUUUGUGGCCAAUGGUACUGUUGCUUGCUUUUACAUUGUGCUUUGCAGCCACUACAUUGCUAUUUUAUUUUUCUUUCUAUACUGGCACGAAUACGAGAGGAACACACUUAUUUUUUGGUAGUGGCAUGUUGCCUUUGCUGCUAGAAUGAAAAUUGAAAGUCCUUGUUGCACACCUGGAGGCAACUGUUCUUGCAAUUCUAAGGACUUUUGUGUGCCAGGCACUAAAACAGAAAAGCUUUUAGAAGCAUCUGCUGCGAGCGUAUCACUUUUCUGCUCAUUACUGAGUCGCAGCUCUGGUCUCAAUUGUGGUUGCAGGAAACACUGCAUUACAACUGUACACACCUUGUGCAAUGCUUAGCUUUUCCUUUUGAGAUAAUGGUGCUACAUUGUUCCUUAUAUAUAUGUUACCGUGAGUGUGGCAUGGCUGCAGCAGUGUCAGUAACUUCGGACUUUUUUUGGGGGGGACACUGUUGCCAAGUUGCAGCCUGAGAGACUCCAUUUUUAGCAAAAUGAGAAUGGCCUGAUCAGAAUUUCCUUGCAUGUUCUCGGUGUUUCUAAAUGUUUUUCUUAUCAUCUUAUCAGUCAACAGUGGGAAUGUGAAAAAGGAAAGCAACCUCGAAUUCUCCGAUAUGGUAUCAAAUCUCAAGAGUGUGUUUUGUCUAAAAAAGCAGCUUUGAUGUGCCCGGAUGGCUAACUAAUAAGCUCUUCAGCAUGUCUUUAGAAGUGGCCACAAAUGGAUGCAUAUAUUUCCCCUUAGAAUAAAAUGAAGAGGAAGUACGGAACUUAUCUAAAGCCUCUUGAGGGAAUUUUUCCAAGGCAACUGACUGGCAAUUUAGCAGAACUCUUUGCGGGCCUAGUUGGUUAGUUAUUAAGGACUGAUAGCUUUUGCACAAGCUUUCUUCGUGUUCUUUCUCUUUGUUUUGCCUGUUUCCCAUUUCGCACAAUAAGUACAGUCCUUCACUGGCAACUUAGGCCGCUAAAGAAGUAAUUAGGACUGCAGAAAGGCAAAGUUGUUAACGUGACUAAAACUCUCUGAAUUGAGCGACUUCAUUCCUAAAUUAUCCACACCGGGCUGCAGUUUUGGCUUCUAGCUGCAGCAUCAUUAUCUUGAUGUGAAGGAGACUUGAAAAUGAAUGUGUACUUGGAUUUGGGUGCA